GUUCCGGCGCUGGCGUUCGCGACCUGGCUUCAGUGUUCGCCGCGAUGCCGACUGCUCCAGUGGCGACGCUCAUCUGCGAUCACACUGCUGACUUUUUGCCGAUCCACGUUGACAACGUGGCCGCGGCGCUCGCUUGGUGCGGAGAUGCGAUCGCUCGUUGCACAACCGCCCAAGGAGUUAAAAGUAUCGUUAACAGCAUCAAACACCGUAAGAUUACAUUAUCGUCGAGUUUCUCUGGCGUGGGCACGGACAAGUUGGCCACUGAUAUCAUACAGGCAACAUUCGAAAAGUACAUUCAUGGUCACAACAACGGCGACACAGCUCACGUCGCCAAGUUCGAGCACCUCUGGGCCAUCGAGCGCGACAAUGCUUGUCAGGCCGACUGCCAGAUCGGUCGUGGAGACGAGCGAAACGCCAACUACAUUCGCACGCGGAUCCCAGGGGCCAAGGCGAACAAUUUUGCAUAUUGCUCCGCCCACGAUUGCAUGUGCGAGCCCGCGAUGUGCCUGGUGACCACUGGAGGUAAUCCUUGCAAAGACCACAGCCAGUACGGCCGCUUGCUUCGCGCGAAGGGCAGCAACGCCAAGUACUUCUACGCCUGGAUCAUGAUGAG
Molecule: messenger RNA, 613 nt
Organism: Prorocentrum cordatum
Lineage: Eukaryota; Dinophyceae; Prorocentrales; Prorocentraceae
Source: the annotation of a GenBank genome assembly